AUGGAGACCUUCGUUAUCAAAACCCCCUCGUCCUCCGCCAACAUCGGCCCCGGCUUCGAUGUCAUCGGCCUCGCCCUCUCCGUCUACCUCGAGCUGCACGUCACCAUCGACCGCGCCCGCGCCACCUCGGCCGAGCCCCUGAACUGCCGCAUCACCUACGAGGGCCAGGGCGAGGGCAGCGCCGACAUCAGCCUCGACCCCUCCGUCAACCUCAUCACGCGCGUCGCCCUCUACGUCCUGCGCUGCCACGGCCAGCGCAUGUUCCCUGUCGAGACCCAUGUCCACAUCAAGAACCCCAUCCCUCUCGGCCGCGGCCUCGGCAGCUCCGGGUCCGCCGUCGUCGCCGGCGUCAUGCUCGGCCGCGAGGUCGGCCACCUCGACCUCGACCUCGACCGCCUCUUUGACUUUUGCCUCAUGAUCGAGCGCCACCCCGACAAUGUCGGCGCCUCCCUCUACGGCGGCUUCGUCGGCACCUACCUCCGCCCCCUCGCCCCCGAAGACACGCAGCGCAUCGAGAUCCCCCUCGCCGAGGUCCUGCCCGCCCCGGCCGGCGGCGUCGACACGGGCGAGACCCCGCCCGCCCCGCCCCACGGCAUCGGCCACCACAUCAAGUUCCCCUGGGCCAAGGAGAUCAAGGCCAUCGCCAUCAUCCCCAACUUCCAGGUGCCCACCCACCUCGCCCGCGAGGUCCUGCCGCCGCACUACACCCGCCCCGAUGUCACCUUCAACAUGCAGCGCAUCGCCCUCUUGCCCGUCGCCCUCGGCACCUCGCCGCCGGACCCGGAGCUCAUCCACCUCGCCAUGCAGGACAAGAUCCACCAGCCCUACCGCCAAACCCUCAUUCCCGGUCUCAGCGAGGUCGUCGAGUCCAUGUCGCCCAGCAACCAGCCCGGCUUCCUCGGCGUCUGCCUCUCCGGCGCCGGCCCCACCAUCCUCGCUCUCGCGACCGGAAACUUCGAGGCCAUUGCCAACCGCAUCAUUCAGACCCUCAAGGACGCCAACCCGAAGCAGAUCGACUGCGAGUGGCGCAUCCUCGAGCCCGCCGAGGGCACCCAGGUCAUUCGGUAG
Molecule: messenger RNA, 1068 nt
Organism: Verticillium dahliae VdLs.17
Lineage: Eukaryota; Fungi; Ascomycota; Sordariomycetes; Glomerellales; Plectosphaerellaceae
Product: homoserine kinase
Exons: 3
Coding region: 1-1068 (355 amino acids)
Biological process (GO): L-threonine metabolic process
Molecular function (GO): ATP binding; homoserine kinase activity
Source: RefSeq, a predicted model, not a curated record